AAUGCUUCAAGUCCAGUCCAGGGUCAGAGACAAAGAGAGAAGCGGCGCGAUUCCAGCACCAGCCGCUGGAAGGCGCUAGUUCUCGCAGUCGGACGGAUUUGAAGGUUGCACGGUUUCAAUAGCGCCCGGCCCGGGUUCUCCCUCCUUUCUCUUCCCCCAGGAGAAGGAGGCGGGGGCCGGAGCGGCGCCGGGGCUCGCUGCUGACGCCAGGCCGGGGCCCGCUGCUGACGCCAGGCCGGGGCUCCCUGCUGACGCCAGGCCGGGGCUCUCUGCUGACGCCAGGCCGGGGCUCUCUGCUGACGCCAGGCCGGGGGCUCUGACUGCUGACGCCAGGCCGGGGCCCGCUGCUGACGCCAGGCCGGGGCUCUCUGCUGACGCCAGGCCGGGGCUCUCUGCUGACGCCAGGCCGGGGCUCUCUGCUGACGCCAGGCCGGGGCUCUCUGCUGACGCCAGGCCGGGGCUCUCUGCUGACGCCAGGCCGGGGCUCUCUGCUGACGACAGGCCGGGGCUCGGCUGCUAGUGAGUGAGGCGCGACGCCGCCAUGGCGACCCGCAGCCUGACGGAGCCGUUCGUGCUGAUGCGCAACCGAGCGGUCCAGAGCCGGCAUCUGCAGGCCGAGCAAGUGAGUAAAGAGCCGGAUGCGGCCCUGGGCGACGGCGCUGUGAUUGCCAAUGAUCGCAUGGCCUUGGUGUCUGGAAUCGGCUUGGAUCCAGAGGCUGCAAUUAGUGUCAGCAAGAGACUGCCUCCAAAAUGGGUGGAUGGAACAGAGCAAAUUCAGUUUGAUAUCACUAGAAUAAAGCAGAAGAUGAAGGAACUUGCAAGUUUACAUGACAAGUACUUGAACCGACCUACAUUGGAUGACAGCACUGCAGAAGAGCACGCGAUAGAGAUCACCACCCAAGAAAUAACUCAGAUGUUCCACAGGUGUCAGCGCUCGGUGCAGAACCUGCAGAGCAAAGGACGAAGCUGCACAGAGCAGGAAGAGCGGGUCCUUCGAAAUGUUGUUUCUUCUCUUGCACAAGCUCUUCAGGAUCUGUCAACCACCUUUCGACAUGCCCAGUCUUCUUACCUCAAACGUUUGAAGAAUCGAGAAGAACGAUCGAAACAUUUUUUUGACACAUCGGUGCCGCUAAUGGAUGAUGAAGACGACAGCCUUUAUGACAAGGGUUUUACAAGUGACCAGUUACUUUUGGUGGAAGAGAAUACUCUGAUGGUGGAAGAACGAGAGAAAGAGAUUCGACAAAUCAUGCAGUCAAUCUCAGACUUGAAUGAAAUCUUCAGAGAACUGGCGACCAUGAUAGUGGAACAGGGGACCAUCUUGGAUCAAAUUGAUUACAAUGUCGAACAAUCUUGUAUUAAAACGGAAGAAGGUUUGCAGCAACUCCAGAAGGCCGAGCAACAUCAGAAGAAGAAUCGAAAGAUGCUGAUCAUUGUGAUCCUCUUUGUGAUAGUGGUGGUUCUCAUCAUUGUGCUAAUAGGAGUCAAAUCAAGGUGAUCAGCUGGAACCUUGCUGCUGCGGUGGGAACCGUGAGGAAAAUUCAACGGGGUUGGUGAAGAAAUAUUGUCUUUUAAGGGAAGGCUAGGCAACAGGGUCAGACCUCUCUGAAUUCUUUCUCUAUCAAAAAUCAGGAACAUAUUGUGAUUGCUGUGUUGUAAAUUGAGUGUGGGGUGGUGUAAGGAACAACAAGGGAAAGGUGUGCUCUCUUGUGUCGUUGUGAGCAGCACUCGGAUUUGCUUCUCUCCAGUUUCUACCUUCAGCUGAUGAUGUGCCUGUGGCCUGUACCCAAAAGAAAACACAA
Messenger RNA from Leucoraja erinaceus (little skate), 1799 nucleotides. RefSeq names its product syntaxin 16 (gene stx16). The transcript is spliced from 8 exons. Gene Ontology annotation, molecular function: SNARE binding; SNAP receptor activity. The record is from RefSeq and is a predicted model, not a curated record. Gene Ontology annotation, cellular component: membrane; endomembrane system; SNARE complex. Bases 542 to 1495 code for a protein of 317 amino acids. NCBI's taxonomy places the organism in Eukaryota, Metazoa, Chordata, Chondrichthyes, Rajiformes, Rajidae. Gene Ontology annotation, biological process: vesicle-mediated transport; intracellular protein transport; vesicle fusion.